Juglans microcarpa x Juglans regia is the source of this 990-nucleotide messenger RNA. RefSeq lists its product as uncharacterized. Bases 1 to 990 code for a protein of 329 amino acids. Lineage: Eukaryota; Viridiplantae; Streptophyta; Magnoliopsida; Fagales; Juglandaceae. The transcript is spliced from 2 exons. The record is from RefSeq and is a predicted model, not a curated record.
AUGGAUUUUGGUAAUGUUCAAAGGCAAUUACAGAAGGCCAAAGAUCGAUUCAAGCUAUUGCAAGAUUGUGAUUCCAUGGGGCUGAGAAGAGAUGACCUGCAUGUUGCUAGGGAGGAGGUUCAUAAAUGGUUAGAGAGGGAGGAGAUUAUGCGGAGGCAGAGAGCUAAAACUUUGUGGUUGAGAGAAGAAGAUCAUAAUUCAAAAUUUUUCCAUACUAAGGUAAAUCAUAGACAAAAAGAAUUCAAUUGGAAAGUUACAGCAACAGCACAUCGAGGAAAUUGUGAUUUUUUUGGGUGCUUGGCUGGAAGAGUGACUGAUGAGAUGAAUGUUGAUUUGAUCAAGCCUUAUACUGAAGCUAAGGUGUUUGCAGCUUUGAAGCAGAUGGAACCAGCAUCAGCACCAGGACCCGAUGGCAUGGCACCUUUGUUUUUUCAAAAUUAUUGGCCUAUCCUGGGUAAGUCAGUGUCUAUUGCUAUUCUGGAAGUCUUGAAUUUUGGUAUUAUUCCCUCCUCUAUGAAUCACACUUUUAUUUCUUUGAUUCCAAAGAAGAAGAACCCUGUGAAGGUGGCUGAUUUUCGACCUAUCAGUCUAUGCAAUGUGAUUUAUAAAUUGAUUUCAAAGGUCAUUGCUAAUAGGCUUAAGAAGGUAUUGCCAUGUAUCAUCUCAGAUUCUCAGUGUGCUUUUGUACCUAGUCGACUCAUAACUGACAAUGUUUUAGUAGCUUAUGAGUUAGUCCAUUUUUUGAAAAUGAAGAGAACAGAUGAUAGUAUUAUUUUCUGUAAGGCGGAUGUGGGUGAAAAUAUAAAGAUACAAGCUUUGCUGAAAAAGUAUGAACAUGUUUCUGGCCAGAAAAUUAACACGGAGAAAACUGCAAUGAUUUUUAGUGGCAAUGUUUCAAGGGACAGUCAGGAAGAGUUAAGGCAGCUAUGGGGUGUCUCUGAGGUGCAAAAUUAUGGGAAGUAUUUGGAUCUUCCUCCUGUAAUUGGUUGA